Messenger RNA from Culicoides brevitarsis, 1213 nucleotides. It is a transcript of the gene rogdi, whose product is annotated as protein rogdi. Gene Ontology annotation, cellular component: RAVE complex. Lineage: Eukaryota; Metazoa; Arthropoda; Insecta; Diptera; Ceratopogonidae. The coding region runs from base 87 to 902 and encodes 271 amino acids. The transcript is spliced from 4 exons. The record is from RefSeq and is a predicted model, not a curated record.
AAAUUAAUGUCAAGAAGUAAAAAUUGAAAACAAUCGCAUAAAAAUUUCGAUUAACAAAAGAAAUCCUUUAGGAAACACAUUAAAAAAUGAUGGAUGACAAAGAUGAAGAAGCUGCUAAUUUGAAAAAAGAAUUUGUCUGGAUGCUGAGGAAACAAGUGCACAAGGAAUUGAAAAGGAUCCAUUCAAUUUUAGUGGAGUGUGCUCAUCGAUUCCCUGUGCCGUUGUACAACAACGAAGGCAAGAAGCAGGACAAAUUCGUAUUGACGACGCCGCCCGAGCAACUUAAAUGCAUCGUCACGCUAACAGGCGACUCGAUAACGCAUGCUGAUAUAAACUUCAAAGUACAACGUCAACAAACGCAAGUACAACGAACGAGCAUCACGCAAGACUCUCCAUGGAAGUUGCAACAAGUGCAAGAUGCCGCAAAUCAUCUUCAAACGGCGAUUUAUCACAUCGACGACGUCGACAGCUCCUACAAAUUCAAGUCUUCGGACGAAGUAAUGCACAUCCUCAAACUCAUUCUGAAUGCGCUUCAACGGGGACGAACAGCUCUCGUUUUGCCACGCAAAAAACCCAUUGACGAGCUCAUGAAAAGUCGCAACAUGAAAUCCCUGUCGCCCAAUUUGCCCGAAGAUCUCGCCAUCAGUUUCUACAUCCAGAGUCACAAGCUCAUCUUUGCCGCCUAUCAACUCACGAAUGUCCAAGGCACGAUGAAAUUCGAAAAAUGGCAGGCAGAGUGUUCCGUUCCGUGGUUGAAUGAAGUUCUCGUACUUUUUACCGUCGCCCUGCAACUGUGUCAACAACUCAAGGACAAAGUGAGCGUUUUUGCGCAAUACAAAGACUUUAAUGUCGAACACAUUCCCUCGUCGGAAGUAACUCCGACCGCUGCAACCCCGACUUAAGAGUUUCAAUGAAGAAAAAUAGGAAAAACUGCCUCAAAAAUAUUAAAAAGAAACAAUUCAAAGCAUUAAAGAUCACAGGUAAACAUUUACACAACGUCGGAUUUUUGAUGCCUUACAAAUUAUUUCGAGAGCAAUUACACGUAGAAAGAUCGCCAUAGUAGAAAAGAUCUAAAAAAGCACAGAAAAAUACAGGACAGAACCUUAUUUUAAAUGAAAAGUCGUGUGUUUACUUAAUUUUUGCCUUAAAAAUUAAUUAUUUUAAAAUAUUUUUCGAAAUUAUUUGUUCUUUAAAAAAUUAAAAAAAAUUAUUU